Salvia miltiorrhiza (redroot sage) is the source of this 2668-nucleotide messenger RNA. Its product is annotated as poly [ADP-ribose] polymerase 2. Gene Ontology annotation, biological process: DNA-templated transcription termination. The record is from RefSeq and is a predicted model, not a curated record. Lineage: Eukaryota; Viridiplantae; Streptophyta; Magnoliopsida; Lamiales; Lamiaceae. Bases 176 to 2461 code for a protein of 761 amino acids. The transcript is spliced from 20 exons. Gene Ontology annotation, molecular function: NAD+ poly-ADP-ribosyltransferase activity.
GAUUUUAAUUAUUUUUAAAUCGUAGAAGACGCGCCAACAAGUCGUGCAGUGAGGAUUUCGGGGCAAGCUGCUUCUCUAGUAAGCUUCUCAUUUUCUCAAGUCCCAGACUCACUUAUAUACCUCCAAUUUAAAAAACCCUCAACUUCUCACUCAAAUUCUCUCUCCAACCUAAACAAUGGCGACCAAGGAUCUCAAUGUGGACCAACUCCGGGACAAGCUGGCCAAGCGCGGCCUCAGCACUGCCGGACUAAAAUCUACUCUGGUUCGAAGACUUGAAGCUGCUAUUAGAGACGAGAGCGAUAAGCCGAAGGACUCAAAAGGUCGCAAAAGGCAGAGGGACGGUGAAGCCAAGGAUGCCGAUUCAGAUGCGCCGGGGAAGCGGAAGGCCGUUGAUGAGCUACAUAGUAUGACUGUAAAGCAGCUUCGCGAAGAGGCCUCAACUCGAGGAGUUUCUGCUGCUGGAACUAAACAAGAGCUGCUUGAGAGGCUUUCCAUGGCUGAUGACAAGAAUGCAAGUGACAAUGGUCAGGUAGAGGAGGAAAACGAGGAAGAGAAUGAAGACGCAAGUGCAUCACAGAAGGUCAAGGCUAUUGAUGAGUUGCGUAGCAUGACUGUGAAGCAGCUUCGAGGGGAGGCCUCAAUUCGAGGAAUUUCUGCUGCUGGAACUAAGCAAGAGCUGCUGGAGAGGCUUUCUGCCACUGACGACAAGAAUGCAAGUGACAAUGAUCAGGUGGAGGAGAAAAACGGGGAGGAGAAUGUGGACUCCAGUGGACCACAGAAGGUCAAGGCCAUUGAUGAGCUGCAAAAAAUGACUAUGAAACAGCUUCGAGAGGAGGCUGCUAAAAGGGGAGUUUCUGCUAGUGGCACAAAGAAGGAUCUUCUAGACAGGCUUUGCACUCACAAUGACAAUGUUUCACGUGACAAUAAUCUAGUGAAAGAGGAAGCCAAGGAGGAGAAAAUUGUUACGUUUGUGACGAAAGGUUCUGCUGUCAUGGACAAAUACCUGCCUGACAAUAUUAAGGCUCAGUAUCAUGUCCUGCAAGUAGGUGAUGAAAUAUACGAUGCCAUGUUGAAUCAGACAAAUCUCGGGCAGAACAAUAAUAAAUUCUUUGUCAUUCAAGUUCUAGAAUCUGAUGAUGGUGGCAGAUUCAUUGUGUAUUUCAGAUGGGGAAGAGUAGGGGUGAAGGGUCAAGACAAGUUGAAUGGGCCCUAUACCUCACAGCAAGCUGCUAUUGCUGAGUUUGAGAAAAAGUUCCAUGACAAGACUCAGAAUAGUUGGUGUAAUAGGAGAAAUUUUGUUAGCCAUCCACGCCGCUAUACUUGGUUGGAAAUGGACUACAGUGAAUCAAGAAAUGAACCACCAGUUCAAGCGGAAAAAGCACCCAUAAGGGCACUGAGACCUGAAGAAUCAAAGGUGGAACCUCGUAUUGCAAAGUUUAUUUCGCUUAUUUGCAAUAUGAGCAUGAUGAAGCAACAAAUGAUGGAGAUAGGUUACAAUGCUGAAAAACUACCAUUGGGAAAAUUGAGCAAGGCGACAGUUUUAAAGGGUUAUGAUGUUCUGAAAAGGAUUGCUGAUGUGAUUGGUCAAGCUGAUAGGAAGACACUUGAGCAAUUAAGCGGGGAAUUUUAUACUGUGGUUCCUCACGACUUUGGUUUCAAAAAAACAAGUCUGUUCAUCAUUGAUACUCCUCAAAAGCUAAAGAUGAAAUUGGAAAUGGUUGAAGCGCUUGGGGAAAUUGAGGUUGCGAUGAAGUUAAUUGAGGAUGCUACUGAUAUGGAGGAUCCCCUGUAUUCUCAGUAUAAGCGGCUCCAUUGUGAACUCAUGCCCCUUGAAGUUCACUCAGAGGAGUAUUCCAUGAUUGAGCGAUACACAAAGAACACUCAUGCAAAAACACAUUCAAAUUAUGAUGUUGAUAUCAUUCAGAUAUUUAAGGUGUCAAGAGAGGGCGAAUCCGAACGGUUUCACAAGUUUACAUCAACAAAAAACAGAAUGCUUCUGUGGCAUGGAUCACGUCUCACAAACUGGAUGGGGAUUUUGUCUCAAGGUUUGCGCAUCGCUCCUCCAGAAGCGCCUUCCACGGGUUAUAUGUUCGGGAAAGGCGUCUAUUUCGCAGACAUGUUCUCGAAAAGUGCUAAUUAUUGCUGUUCAAGUAAAGCUGCUAGUACUGGCGUGCUACUUCUAUGCGAGGUAGCAUUAGGCGACAUGGCUGAGCUGCUAACGGCUAAUUAUCAUGCUGACCAGUUGCCACCUGGGAAACUUAGCACAAAAGGAGUCGGUUCGACUGCCCCGGAUUCUUCAGAGAUGCAGACACUUAAAGAUGGCGUUGUCGUUCCUAUAGGAAGACCAAAAGAGCAACCAGGCCCCAAGGGUAGUUUGCUGUAUAAUGAAUACAUAGUGUACAAUGCGGAGCAAAUUAGAAUGCGUUAUCUUGUGCAGGUGAACUUCAAUUUCAAGUGGUAGUUUUGGCGACUAAUGAAUUUUGGUAGUCUUUUACUACUAUUUUGUAUUUGAAAUUCGCAUAUGGUUGUAUAAUUAGUUCGUUUCUGGUAAGUAACAUUCAGUCAAAUUCAUGUCAAAGUUGUAUGCUAUGAAUUCACAAAGUUGUGGCUUUGAUACCUUAGUAUCAUAGAUCAGUUGAAUUUAAAGAUUUUUCCAAAAUCAUUCAAA